This is a messenger RNA of Prosopis cineraria, 2205 nucleotides long. RefSeq lists its product as uncharacterized. NCBI's taxonomy places the organism in Eukaryota, Viridiplantae, Streptophyta, Magnoliopsida, Fabales, Fabaceae. The coding region runs from base 106 to 1986 and encodes 626 amino acids. The record is from RefSeq and is a predicted model, not a curated record. The transcript has a single exon.
AAAGUUUGAAGUUUGAACGGACGCCGUAUUGAAAUCGAAAAUACCCCUUGUUUCAUUCGCUCUUCUUUCUGCUUCGCUUCGCACGCUUUGCUCUGCUCGCGAACGAUGGAGGGAGAAGCAGAGCAAGAAGAAGCUCUCCGUCUCAAAGCCAUCGCCGAAUCCAAAUACAAAAGCUCUAACCUCGGCUCAGCUUUGAAAUAUGCCAAGCGAGCCCAACGCCUUGUUCCUGACCUCGAUGGUAUCUCCGAAUUGGUUACAUCUUUAGACAUACUCAGCGUGGCCUCCAAAUCGCCCACUCCUGACUGGUACAAGAUACUCCAGGUCGAGCCCUUUGCUCACUCCAACGUCAUUCGGAAGCAGUACAAGAAGCUGGCUUUGAUUCUUCACCCGGACAAGAAUCCCCAUGCGGCUUCCGAGGAGGCGUUCAAGCUUGUUAGCGAGGCGUUUCGAUUUCUUUCUGAUAGAAUUCGGAGGAAGGAGUACGAUAUGAAGUUGAGGAUUCGGAUUCAGGAUGAGGCGACAGAGGGUUCGAAGCAGCCGGUGGAGACCUUCUGGACAGCUUGCUGCACUUGUCGGCUUCUGCAUCAGUUCGAGAGGAAGUACGUGAACCAUAAUUUGGUGUGCCCUAGUUGUAAAAAGAGUUUCAAAGCCGUGGAAGUUGAGAAUGGAAACGAGUCUGAGGAGGAGGACGGGGGGGUGAGGGUUCGGAAUAGAAGUAUUAGGUUGAGAGUUCCGAGCUUGAGGAGGAAAUUUGGUACUAUUGGCAAAUCACGAACCGUGAAGAGGAAAGUGGGCGGAGAAGAGGCUGAACCUGUGACCAGCAAGAGUGGUAGAUUAAAGGAUAAAGUUGGAGGCGUUGAAGUGAGAAAUGGGGAAUUAGAGAGUGAAGGAGCUGUUGGCAAAUGGAGUAGGGGAAGACUGAGAAGUAGAGGCUUGAAGAGGAGAAUGAGCACUGUUGGGGAUGUGUUGGAAAGGUCUAAACCAAAGAAAAUCAGAACUCGCGAGGAAACGAUGACAUUAGCAGAAAUGCAGUCUGAAAUCAAGAAAAAGGCUCAGCAGAAGAGGCAGAUGAUAUUGAAGCCAAAGGAAAAGGAGGGGGAUAAAACACAGAAGAGGAACGAGCAGGAGGAAUUACAAAAGGCUUUAAAAAGUUCCAGGGGUUCGUUGACUGUCAAACUGAAAAGUUUGAAGAUCAGGAACCUACUAGUUGAGGAGAAGCAAGCAUCUCUUGCUAAGAGUAAAGAAUUGAAAAUUGUCGAGCACAGUAACUCUAGCAGUGGUGAUAUGGAAAAUAUGGCAGUAGUGGAUUCAGAUUUUUAUGAUUUUGAUAAAGAUAGAGUAGAGAGAAGCUUUAAGAAAGGUCAGGUGUGGGCUGUUUAUGACGAUGAUGAUGGAAUGCCAAGGAAUUAUGCUCUGAUUGAUGAAGUCGUUUCCGUAAUUCCUUUUGAAGUAAGAAUAAGUUGGCUGGAUCUACAAAGCAGCGGGGAUGGAAAGAUGAUUAGUUGGGAGGAAAGGGGAUUUCGUAUAUCUUGUGGGAGAUUUAAAGUUGCGAGGAAGACUUCCAUAAAUUCUGUAAAUAUCUUUUCCCAUGUUGUAGAUUGCGAACGGGCAGCUCGUGAAGUUUACAGAAUUUAUCCAAAAAAGGGGUCUGUGUGGGCACUUUAUAAUAAGGCAGCUUCUGAUGUAGAGGAAAGAAGCCUUGCAGUUCAGAGCAAGAGUUUCUAUGAUAUCGUUGUAUUCUUGACGAGUUAUAAUGAGAUAACUGGAUUAAGCAUGGCAUAUCUUGAGAAAGUUAAAGGUUACAAGGCAAUAUUCAAGAGACAAGAAAUGGGGUGUCAUGCUGUUAGAUUUCUUGAAAGAGAUUGUUUCCUGUCAAUUUCGCAUCAAAUUCCUGCACGGAAACUUUCUGGCAUUGAAACUCCUGAAUUUUUGAGAGACUCAUGGGAACUUGAUCCCGCUUCACUUCCUUCAGAUUUACUGGCUUAAUGAGACUGUCAAACUUUUGAUAGAUUGUUGAGCUUCACAUUUACAAGAUAUUGGGAGGCAAACUUUUUUGUUUGAAAACCUGGGUGCUUUGUAUAGCUUCAUUUGAUUGGAUAUGCAGAUUCAGGACAUAUUCAUCGUUUUGUUUUUGUUCUGCUUAACUCAGUGCACUUGUUCAAAAUUCUCCUGUUCAUAAUAUAAUUAGUGUGGUGGGUUGGUGAA